AAAAGACGAAGACCGCAUGCUAUGGUUGUUCGGAUAAUUUUCGAAUUCACGUUCUUAAAGUCAUAUGAUUCACAGCAAAUAUAGCAACAAAUAUCUCAAUUCGCAUUUUCCAAAGCCACGAAACGUGCAUUGAGUUUGGAGCGAUAUCUGAAGUGAAGAUUGAAGACGUGAUAGAAGAUGGACGACUACUGCUAUGCUAAGAUGGCGACGUCCGCUAAAAGAGAACAUGAAAGAGAAUCAGCGCCACCAACUUCCAGCAAAUCACCAACGGAGAUAAAGACGAAAGAUGAAGACGUCCAGCAGCUGAUCGGUAAUCCAGAAGAAGUUUCCCCUCAGUUAGGGGGGAGCUCCACUUUGAAGCAGGAGACUCCACAACCACCCUGCAUUAAAAAGGAAGAGGAGGAACUCUGCAUCACUCAGGAGGGAGAGUGUCUUCUAGGACGAGAGGAAGCUGAUUACACCAAGUUUCCACUGAGUAUUCUCUCUGUGAAGACUGAAGAUGAUGAAGAGAAACCACAAGUAGACAACCUCUUAGCUCCACUAUCAGAUAGUGAGGCUGAAGACGAGGUUGAAGAACCUUUGAGCAGCGAUAAAGACUGUGAAGGUGAUAUGAGGACUCACACUGACAACAAACACUCUGAAUGCUCUACAAAGAAGAGAGGUAAAACAUGUUUGAGCUGCUCAGUUUGUGCUAAAAGCUUUACUAAAAAGAGCCGUUUGACUCGACACAUGAGAACACACACAGGUGAAAAACCCUUUAAUUGUUCAGUUUGUGGCAAAAGCUUUUCUCAAAAUGGCUCUUUGACUCAACACAUGAGAACACACGCAGGUGAAAAAACCUUUAAUUGUUCAGUUUGUGGCAAAAGCUUUUCUCAAAAUGGCAAUUUGACUGGACACAUGACAACACACACAGGUGAAAAACCAUUUAAAUGUUCAGUUUGUGGCAAAAGCGUUUCUUUUAAGAGCAGUUUGACUAAACACAUGACAACACACACUGGUGAAAAACCCUUUAAGUGUUCAGUUUGUGGCAAAAGCUUUUCUAUUAAGAGCAUUUUGACUCAACACAUGAGAACACACACAGGUGAAAAACCCUUUAAGUGUUCAGUUUGUGGCAAAAGCGUUUCUUUUAAGAGCACUUUGACUAAACACAUGAGAACACACACUUGUGAAAAACCCUUUAAUUGUUCAGUUUGUGGCAACAGCUUUUGUCAUAACAGCUCUUUGUGGCGACACAUGAGAACACACGCUGGAGAAAAACCAUUUAGUUGUUCUGUGUGCUGUAGAAGGUUCCCACAUAAAGCAGAUGCAGUAAAACACAUAAGAACACACAAGGGAAAAUAACCUAUUAGCUGUUUAGUUUGUGGUAUGUUGCUCAUAUGUGGUGACAUCCACCCUACCCAGGACCUCCUCACUGCUUCUUUCACAAAUAUCUGAGGUAUUCAUACAAACUUGGAUUAUUUGGAGCAUAAUCUUAUCUACUCAUGACCCCAUGUCUUCUCUGUAUCUGAAACCUUGCUGAACAGUAAGAUAGAUGAUGCUUCAAGUGCUUGGUUACUCCUUCUUCAGUCCUGGGGCCUCAUGUGUCAAGUUUGUGCAAGCUCAAAAACCUGCACUACACCCUUUUUCACUGCAAAGUUGAGAUGUAUCAAAACUGACGUUGACGCAUAAGUGAUAACUGUUUGCAUAACAAACUGCCAACUUUUACUCCUCAGACUGGUUGAUGUGCAAAUCAGAGACUUAUGAACAAUUAACCCCCAACACCCACAACCCA
Molecule: messenger RNA, 1771 nt
Organism: Entelurus aequoreus (snake pipefish)
Lineage: Eukaryota; Metazoa; Chordata; Actinopteri; Syngnathiformes; Syngnathidae
Product: gastrula zinc finger protein XlCGF8.2DB-like
Exons: 2
Coding region: 178-1341 (387 amino acids)
Cellular component (GO): nucleus
Source: RefSeq, a predicted model, not a curated record